Mugil cephalus (flathead mullet) is the source of this 2764-nucleotide messenger RNA. RefSeq names its product GTPase IMAP family member 8. Gene Ontology annotation, molecular function: GTP binding. The transcript has 6 exons. The record is from RefSeq and is a predicted model, not a curated record. NCBI's taxonomy places the organism in Eukaryota, Metazoa, Chordata, Actinopteri, Mugiliformes, Mugilidae. The coding region runs from base 477 to 1958 and encodes 493 amino acids.
AAUAAAAUAAAACAUAAAAAUGUAACAAACAAAACGUAAAAAUAAAACAUAAAAUACAACAUUACAGUUUAAUAUAGUCGGAGGUAUAACGCCCCCCCCCCCGUCCUCUCCGCAGUCUGCUGCUGUGGCUGAGGGAGGGGGGGGGACCAGAGGAGCAGCUUCCUGGGUUUAGUCUCAGUAAAAUGACGAAGCUGGAUUCAUCCUCCGCUUCUCUGCAUUGCACAACCUCUCCCCAGUGAGGAGGAGGAGGAGGAGGAGGAGGACCAGGAGGGACAGGAGGACCAGGAGGGACAGGAGGGACAGGAGGACGGAGAGCAGCCACACAGACCAGAAACAUGAGGACAGAAGUGGAAGGACGAGACAGCGUCUGAGCUCCAGGUCUGCAGCUUUCUGAAGGAGACGCAUCCACGGUGGAGGCGAGAAGGAGGAGGAGGAGACGGGGGGAGGACGAGGACGCCAGAGGCUCUGCUCACAAGAUGGCCGCCGUGUCCUCUGCCUCCGAGUCUGGGGACCCAAGGGGACGCCACCCCCCGGAGCGCCGGCUGCUCCUCCUGGGGGGUCCCCGGUCUGGGAAGACGUCCACAGCCAACAGCAUCCUGGGGGACGAGGUCUUCGAGGCCGGGACAGAGACGACCCACAGCAACGUGGGACAGACAGAGAUCUUCGGUCGCCGCGUGACGGUGGUGGACACCCCCCCGUGGGCCGUCCCCCCCGACCCGGAGGACGAGGCCGAGGACGGGGACGAGGACGAGGCCGGCGCUGAGUCCGAGAGCCUCCCCCGUCCCCCGGCCAGCCUGGACAGCGAGGGGCCGUGCAUGGGGGCCAUUCUCUGUCCCCCGGGGCCCCACGCCAUCCUCCUGGUGGUGUCGGUCACCCAGCCCUUCACAGACACCCAGAGGAGGGCGGCCGAGGACCAGCUGGGGGCCCUGGGGGGGGGCACCUGGAGGUACUCCAUGGUGGUCUUCACAGGAGUGGACCAGCUGCCCCAAGACGUGUUCAUCGAGGAGCACAUCGCCAACACCGGGGACGCCCUCCAGUGGCUGGUGGAGCGCUGUGGGAGCAGGUAUCACGCCUUCGACAACACUCGUAAAGAAACAGAAGACAACACACAAGUACCUGAGCUGAUGGAGAAGGUGGAGGAGAUGAUCACUGACAACCAAGGCUGGUACUUCGAGGUGAACGAGCUGAUCUUGCUGGAGGAGGAACAGGCCAGACGAGCUCUGGAGGAGGAGAGGAUGAGGAUGGAGGAGCAUGCUAGGCAGAGGGAGCAAAUGAUCGGAGGGCCUCCCAGAGAGCUCCGGCUGCUGUUGCUGGGCUGGAAGGGCGUCGGGAAGAGCUCGGUGGGGAACGCCAUCCUGGGCCGACGGUUCUUUGAGUCGGGUCAGGAGACGGAGCUGUGCCUCAGGAGGCAGGCCCUGGUGUCGGGCCGUCGGGUCACUAUCGUGGACACCCCAGGCUGGGACUGGUUCUCGGUGAGGAGGACCCCGAAGCGCAUCCGGCAGGAGUCCCAGCGGGGGGCCGCCCUGCUGCGACCCGGACCCCACACGCUGCUGCUGGUCCUGCCCGUCGUGUCCUCGCUCACGGCCAGGAAGAGGAGGACGUUGCUGGCCCACAUAGAGACUCUGUUCGGAGACGGCGCCUGCCUCCACACCAUGGUGCUGUUCAGCUGUGGCGACUGGCUGGGCCGGACGCCCAUCGAGGAGCACAUCCUGAGAGGAGGCCGCGAGCUGCAGAGACUCCUGGAGUACUGCGGAAACUACUACCACGUCCUGGACAGCAAGACGCCCGGCAAGGACCGGAGUGUGUCCGUCCUGCUGGACAAGAUCGAAGAGAUGAUCCGGGAGAACGGGGACAAGGCCUUCCUACCCAUCCAGACCGAGUGGUUGAGCGAGGAGAGCUCCUACUCCUCUGAUAACACUGAACCGGAGGACGACUGCCGAGGCUGCCAGCUGCAGUGACUGUGAAGGAAACAUCACCUCAUGUCCGACCACCUCAUCCAGAUCAUCUUCUCUAACUCUGGACAGUUUCAGGGAAACGAAAGACCAGCGUCACUGUUCAUCUGACAGUCACUGAAAGACCACGUCCGGGACUAAACGUCCGAACUGUCCCAGAAUCAGCUGCUUCAAAGGCGACGGCGUUUCAGCCUCAUCGUUCUGUCUGCACUGAUAAACCGAACAGGUGAUUUGAUGCCUUAGAGAACCACGGCUGCAGCAGUGACCAGGACACGUCUGAUCAUUACACAGUGUCUUAAGGACUGAACCUGGGACGGGUCCCGUGUGUUGUAGUUUGAGGGAAUGAGUGCAGACUCAGAUCCUCUCCAUGGUCACACAUUGGCAGAUUCAGCUUCGUGCCUCAGCAUCAGAGCAUGAGCGUGGCUACAUCCUUUAGCUUUAGCAUGUUAACCAACCACAUCACCUCAUGAAUUACGCCGCUGCUACACCACAACUUUUCUACAUCCUGAAUUAAUAAUGAAUAUGUAACGAGCUGGGAGGCAUGCAGCAUGCAGAUCAACGAGUGCCUCACUUUUACCUGAUGACAUCACUUCCUCCUUUACAGCAGCAAAAAAGCCUGACAGGUUGAAAUGAACCAUGUGACCACUGCCUCAGCCUCCUCCAUGUAGUGACGUGACUAGCAUGACGUUAGCGUGUGGUAGGAUGUUUCAUUCACUGUAGCUGUGAACAUGUGUAAAUGUACAUGUGAAGCUCUGUGUCACAUGACUGCGGCGGCUCAUCCUCAGAAAAUAAAUCACUUGUCAUAUUGUUUA